Messenger RNA from Suncus etruscus (white-toothed pygmy shrew), 6010 nucleotides. RefSeq names its product ATP binding cassette subfamily C member 1 (gene ABCC1). Bases 49 to 4662 code for a protein of 1537 amino acids. Gene Ontology annotation, molecular function: glutathione transmembrane transporter activity; ABC-type xenobiotic transporter activity; ATP hydrolysis activity. Gene Ontology annotation, biological process: glutathione transmembrane transport; xenobiotic transport. The record is from RefSeq and is a predicted model, not a curated record. Gene Ontology annotation, cellular component: basolateral plasma membrane. NCBI's taxonomy places the organism in Eukaryota, Metazoa, Chordata, Mammalia, Eulipotyphla, Soricidae. The transcript has 32 exons.
CGCCGCCCGCCGCCCGCGCCUGUGCCCGCCGCUGCCCGCGCCGGUCGCAUGGCGCUCCGGGACUUCUGCAGCACCGAUGGCUCCGCGUCCUUCUGGGAAUGGAACGUCACGUGGACCACCAACAACCCUGACUUCACCAAGUGCUUUCAAAACACAGUGCUCAUAUGGGCACCUUGUCUCUACCUCUGGGGUUGCUUCCCCUUUUACUUCCUCUACCUGUCCCGCCACGAUCGAGGCUAUAUCCAGAUGACACACUUCAAUAAAGCCAAAACUGCCUUGGGAUUCCUGCUGUGGCUCGUGUGUUGGGCUGACCUCUUCUACUCUUUCUGGGAAAGACAUGCAGGCAGGUUCCCGGCCCCUGUGUUUCUGGUUAGCCCAACCAUCCUGGGCAUCACCAUGCUGCUGGCAACUUUUCUAAUCCAGCUGGAGCGCAGGAAGGGGGUCCAGUCCUCAGGGACCAUGCUCAUCUUCUGGUUGAUCGCCUUCCUGUGUGCACUGGUCAUCCUAAGGUCUAAAAUAAUGAACGCCCUCAAAGAGGAUACCCAGGUGGACGUGUUCCGAGACUCUACCUUCUACAUUUACUGCUUGCUCGUGCUGGUGCAGCUUGUGCUGUCCUGCUUCUCCGACCGAGCACCCCUGUUCUCCGAGACCGUCAAUGACCUGAACCCAUGCCCAGAAUCCGGUGCAUCCUUCCUUUCCAGGAUCACUUUCUGGUGGAUCACAGGGUUGAUGAUUAAGGGCUAUCGGCACCCCCUGGAGAGCACUGACCUUUGGUCCCUGAACAAGGAAGACAUGUCGGAGCAGGUGGUGCCCGAACUGGUGCAGAACUGGAAGAAGGAAUGUACCAAAGCUCGGAAGCAACCAGCAAAGGUUGUAUACUCAGCCACGGGGCCCGCCAAGCCCAAGGGCAGCUCCCAGCUGGAUGUGAGCGAGGAGGCUGAGGCGCUGAUCGUCAAGUCCCCGCAUGGGGAGAAGGGCCCAUCCCUCUUCAAGGUGUUGUACAAGACCUUUGGGCCCUACUUCGUCAUGAGCUUCUUCUUCAAGGCCAUGCAUGACCUCAUGAUGUUCAUGGGCCCCUUGCUCCUCAGGCUGCUCAUCAACUUUGUCAACGACAAGCAGGCCCCGGACUGGCAGGGCUAUUUCUACACAGUGUUGCUGUUCCUCAGUGCCUGCCUACAGACCGUGGUGCUGCACCAGUACUUCCACAUCUGCUUUGUCAGCGGCAUGAGGGUCAAGACAGCUGUCAUUGGCGCCGUCUACCGAAAGGCUCUGGUGAUCACCAACUCAGCCAGGAAGUCAUCCACGGUUGGAGAGAUCGUCAACCUCAUGUCAGUGGAUGCUCAGAGGUUCAUGGAUCUGGCCACAUACCUUAACAUGAUCUGGUCAGCCCCUCUGCAAGUCAUCCUUGCUCUCUUCUUCUUGUGGCAGAACCUGGGUCCUUCAGUGCUGGCCGGCUUGGUGGUAAUGAUCCUCAUGGUCCCUGUCAAUGCCGUGAUGGCCAUGAAGACCAAGACUUACCAGGUGGCUCACAUGAAGAGCAAGGACAACCGCAUCAAGCUCAUGAAUGAGAUUCUAAAUGGGAUCAAAGUGCUGAAACUCUACGCUUGGGAGCUGGCAUUCAGGGACAAAGUGCUGGAAAUCCGACAGGAGGAGCUGAAGGUGCUCAAGAAGUCGGCCUACCUGGCGGCUGUGGGUACCUUCACCUGGGUCUGCACACCUUUCCUGGUGGCGCUGUCCACAUUCUCCGUCUAUGUGAUGGUCGACAAGAACAAUGUGCUGGACGCCCAGAGAGCCUUUGUGUCCCUGGCCCUGUUCAACAUCCUCCGCUUUCCACUCAAUAUCCUGCCCAUGGUCAUCAGCAGUGUUGUGCAGGCGAGUGUGUCCCUGAAACGCCUCCGUGUCUUCCUGUCACACGAGGAGCUGGACCCUGACAGCAUUGAGCGGCGGUCCAUCAAGGAUGGUGGCAUCACACACAGCAUCACUGUGAAGAGUGCCACGUUCACCUGGGCCCGGAGUGACCCACCCACACUGAACAGCAUCAGCUUCUCAGUGCCAGAGGGUGCCCUGGUGGCCGUGGUGGGCCAGGUGGGUUGUGGGAAAUCUUCCCUGCUCUCUGCACUCUUGGCUGAGAUGGACAAGCUGGAGGGACACGUGACUGUGAAGGGUUCUGUGGCCUACGUCCCCCAGCAGGCCUGGAUCCAGAAUGGCUCUCUGCAGGAGAACAUCCUGUUUGGACGCCCACUUCAGGAGGGCUAUUACCAGGCGGUCAUUGCAGCCUGUGCCCUCCUGCCAGACCUGGAAAUGCUACCCAGCCGCGACCGGACAGAGAUUGGGGAGAAGGGUGUGAACCUGUCUGGGGGCCAGAAGCAGCGUGUGAGCCUGGCCCGCGCCGUCUACUGCAACUCAGACAUCUACCUGUUCGAUGAUCCCCUGUCAGCCGUGGAUGCACACGUGGGCAAACACAUCUUUGACAAAGUCAUCGGCCCCAAGGGGAUGCUGAAGCACAAGACACGGCUUCUGGUCACUCAUGGCAUCAGCUACCUACCGCAGGCCGAUGUGGUCAUCGUUUUGAACGGCGGCAAGAUUUCUGAGAUGGGCUCAUACCAGGAGCUGCAGGCCCGCCAGGGCGCCUUUGCCGAGUUUCUACACACCUAUGCCAGUGCAGAGAAGGAGCAUAGUGAGCAGGAAGACGGUGGCACAGCCUCAGAUGAAGGGCAAGGGUUGGUGGGUACCAGUGGCCCGGGGAAGGAGCCCAAGCAGAUGGAGAAUGGUGUGCUGGUGUCUGAUACAGCCGGGAAGCAGCUACAGAGACAGCUCAGCAGUUCCUCCUCAUACAGUGGUGACACCAGCCGGCACCAGGGCAGCAGCGCCGAGCUGAAGGCUGACAAGGAGGAACCGUGGAAGCUGGUAGAGGCAGACAAGGCCCAGACAGGCCAGGUCAAGCUGUCCGUGUACUGGGAGUACAUGAAAGCCAUCGGGCUCAUCAUAUCCUUCCUGAGCAUCUUCCUCUUCCUUUGCAACCAUGUGGCUGCCUUGGCUUCCAACUACUGGCUCAGCCUCUGGACGGAUGACCCUGUCGUCAAUGGCACCCAGCAGAACACCAAGCUCCGGCUGAGCGUCUACGGUGCCCUUGGCAUCACACAAGGGAUUGCCGUGUUUGGCUACUCCAUGGUCGUGUCCAUCGGGGGCAUCUUCGCCUCCCGCCACCUACACCUGAACCUGCUACACAACGUCCUCUCUUCACCCAUGAGCUUCUUUGAGCGCACUCCCAGCGGAAAUCUGGUGAAUCGCUUCUCCAAGGAGAUGGACACUGUGGACUCCAUGAUCCCGCAAAUAAUCAAGAUGUUCAUGGGCUCGCUGUUCAACGUCAUCGGCGCUUGCUUCAUCAUCCUGCUGGCCACACCCAUCGCUGCCGUCACCAUCCCACCCCUCGGCCUUAUCUACUUCUUUGUCCAGAGGUUUUACGUGGCAUCAUCACGGCAGCUGAAGCGCCUGGAGUCUGUGAGCCGCUCACCUGUCUAUUCGCACUUCAACGAAACACUGCUGGGCGUUAGCGUCAUCCGGGCCUUUGCUGACCAGCAGCGCUUCAUCCACCAGAGCGACCUGAAGGUGGAUGAGAACCAGAAAGCCUAUUUCCCUAGCAUCGUGGCCAACAGGUGGCUGGCUGUGCGGCUGGAGUGUGUAGGCAACUGCAUUGUGCUGUUUUCGGCCCUGUUUGCUGUGAUGUUCCGGCACAGCCUGAGUGCCGGCCUGGUGGGCCUGUCCAUCUCCUACUCCUUGCAGAUUACCUCGUACCUGAACUGGCUCGUUCGGAUGUCAUCUGAGAUGGAGACCAACAUAGUGGCCGUGGAGAGACUCAAAGAGUAUUCGGAGACGGAGAAGGAGGCACCCUGGCGCAUUCAGGAGACAGCUCCUCCCAGCACCUGGCCCCAGACGGGCCGUGUGGAGUUCCGGAACUUUAGCCUGCGUUACCGAGAAGACCUGGACCUGGUUCUCAAGAACAUCAGCAUCACCAUCGAGGGUGGGGAGAAGGUGGGCAUCGUGGGGCGCACGGGAGCUGGGAAGUCCUCCCUGACCCUGGGCUUAUUCCGGAUCAACGAGUCCGCCCAAGGAGAGAUUGUUAUUGACGGCAUCAACAUUGCCAAGAUUGGCCUGCACGACCUACGCUUCAAGAUCACCAUCAUCCCGCAGGACCCCGUCUUGUUCUCAGGCUCAUUGCGCAUGAACCUGGACCCAUUCAACAAACACUCUGACGAGGAGAUCUGGAACUCUCUGGAACUGGCCCACCUCAAGGGCUUCGUGGCAGCCCUGCCUGACAAGCUGAACCACGAGUGUGCAGAAGGUGGCGAGAACCUCAGUGUUGGGCAGCGCCAGCUCGUGUGCCUGGCGAGGGCCCUGCUGAGGAAGACAAAGAUCCUUGUGUUGGACGAGGCCACAGCGGCCGUGGACCUGGAGACAGAUGACCUCAUCCAGUCCACCAUCCGCACACAGUUUGAAGACUGCACGGUGCUCACCAUCGCCCAUCGCCUCAACACCAUUAUGGACUACAUGAGGGUGAUCGUCCUGGACAAGGGAGAAAUCCUGGAGUACGGCUCCCCCUCAGAGCUGCUACAGCGACGCGGUCUGUUCCACAGCAUGGCCAGGGAUGCUGGUCUGGUGUGAACCCUGACAGGACUGCAAGGCUGCGCCUCAGCCUCCACCACCAAAACCAAAAAGCCCACCCCAGAUGCAGACCCAGACUGAUGCCUACUCGUGCCCCUGACACAGCCCACCUCCGACAGCCCAGGAGGAAAGACUCGGAGGGGGCCUCUCCACAUCUCCAACUCAGCUCCUCCCCGUGUGCGUGAGUGUGAUGCCCUUGGGAGAAAACAGCCCUGUGGAAUCUGCUAGUGACCAAAUCCAGUCUUGGUGCCAUCACUGAUGGUAUCCCAAAACCUUCGAGAAGCUUCUUGGCCCCACAGCCAUCCCAGGAUGCCAGGGAGGUCCAAGUCUGCCUCUCCCACCAAAUGUCAUUUCUGGUGGCUGUUUCUGUUUGGCCUGGCAUAGUGAGUCUCGAGACCCCAGGGCUGUGGCUGGGGAACUGAGGGGUUUCCAGCCCUCUCUUUCCUGUCUGGUCCAGGUUGUCAGUCUCUGGGGUGCUUCCUGCUCCACAACUGCCUUGGCUGGGCUGGAGGAAUUUGCUUCUCAGGCCACAGGCAGCCCUGACAUUGCCUACUUGGGGGUGCCCACUUCUCAAUGUGGCCACUUUCGGGCCUACUCUCUUCUGCCCAUGGGUAGAACAAGGGGGCUCGGGGAGGAUCGUGCCUCAUCGGUCCCCAUGCUCAGGAGGUAUCUAUUGCCCAACACUGCUUGGUACCAAAAAAGGAAUCUAUGCCCCCUUGAAUCUAGCUUUUCGUUUUGAUUCUCCUACCACCCCCAUCUUGCUUAGCAUCUGGCUAUCUAGGCAAUAGCGUGGAAAGCCAGACUUUUGGUUUCUGAAUUUCGGGGAUGACCCGAGAACUCACAUGUGACCAUCAGUGAUGGCUUUUUUUUUCUUCUUCUUCUUCUUUCUUUUUGGUUUUGCUUCUUUUUUAAAAGUCCUUUUCCCUAGAGACACAGGCUCAGGAUGUUUCUUGGGAGGAGGAAGAGGGCUCACUCUACUGGGAGUGACUCAGUGGGUCUUGCUUAUGUACCUGCAGCUGCAGGUGGGAGCCCCCCCCCCCAGGGUAACUCUGAGUUCUGUUGAGAAAUUAGGGUGAGAGGCUCCUACCCCCAGCCUGGGUCUCCCCCCACUCAGGUCUCUCUCUUUGCCCCAGGCUCCCACCUGCUCUGAAUUAAUGUGGUCAGUCUUAGAGCAGAGUCUUUGAGGUGGAAAAAUAUAUUUAUUUUUUUGUAAGUUAUACAUUGUUUCACAUGAGAUAAACCAAGUUUUUCUUGGGGAUCUUUUUGUAAUGACUUACACUGGAAACACAAACAUUUGCAGAUACUUUGCAGUAAAAAAAAAAAAAAAAGGAAAAAGACAUUUUUCUUU